CUUUCACUUGAGCAGCCAACUUGUUAUCAGGGCGCAUUCUCGGGCUACGAUGUGGAGGGAAAAGGGGACCGCGGCCAGAUAAAAACACGCUACUCUUGACUUAUUAUCGUUAUUGACGAACGAACAAACAAAAACAAUUCAAACAACCUACUUAACUCUUUUUCUUUUAGGAGCAAAACAGCAACACGUUGGCGCAAACUUCGGGAGGCAAGUUUAGCCGCACAUUGUCGCGGUUGUUUUUUUUUUUUUUUUUUUUCUUUCUUUUUUUUUUUUUUGGAGGGCGCUGUAGCCAUUGUUUCCUAACACAUGGAUCUUUAGUACAUCGAGGAGCCUCUUGCUGGCUUGGACUGCUGUAGUUUUUGUGGCCCCCGGGGCUCUACAUGAGGACAUCCCACAGUGGGGACGCACGCGCUUCCAAGGAGACCCACUUUGACAAGUUGUUGCAAAUACCGUGGAUUAUUAUUGACAUGGACGUCAGGACAUCGUCCAGAAGAUGAAAAAUGGACAUAAUCUUGUAGUUAGUUGUGCCCCUCCACUGAGCCGUUUGGACGAUCUGAUUACAAGUGGUUUGUUCUAACUCUUGCACCCACGUUUUUUUUUCUUUCUCCCACCCUUGUCGAUCCACUUCACUUCUUUGCAAAAAUGCCUCAGCUUAAUGGAGGCGGCGGGGAUGAUUUGGGGGCUAAUGAUGAAAUGAUACCCUUUAAAGACGAAGGGGAGCAGGAGGAAAAGAUUUCCGAAAAUGUCUCGGCAGAAAGAGACUUGGACGACGUGAAAUCCUCGUUGGUAAACGAGUCGGAAAACAACAGUAGCUCGUCAGACUCCGAGCAAGCAGAGAGGCGUCCCCAAACCAGAGCUGACUCGGAAAGUUAUGAGAAAACAAGAGACUAUUUUGCUGAAGCAUUGAGAAGACAACACGAUGGCGGUCUCUUUAAGAGCCCCCAUUAUCCUGGCUACCCCUUUCUCAUGAUCCCAGACCUCACUAAUCCAUACUUGUCCAAUGGCUCUCUUUCACCCAGUGCAAGAACAUACCUGCAGAUGAAAUGGCCUCUUUUGGAUGUCCCUGGCUCCACAGGACUCAAAGAUUCCCGUUCUCCAACACCGGGCCAUUUAUCAAAUAAAGUUCCUGUGGUCCAGCAUGCCCACCAUGUUCAUCCACUGACACCCCUUAUCACCUAUAGCAAUGAACACUUCUCCCCUGGCACACCACCGUCACACCUUUCUCCGGAAAUACUUGACCCAAAGACAGGUAUUCCUCGUACCCCUCAUCCAUCUGAACUUUCACCAUACUACCCCUUGUCUCCUAGUGCAGUUGGUUCUAUUGCCCACCCGUUAGGAUGGCUCAUGCCACAGCAGGGCCAGCACAUGUACUCCAUCCCUCCAGGGGGAUUCCGUCACCCCUAUCCAGCACUAGCUAUGAAUGCAUCCAUGUCCAGCUUGGUGUCCAGCCGUUUCUCCCCCCACAUGGUGACUCCUCCACCACACAGCCUCCAUCAAACUGGCAUUCCCCAUCCCGCCAUCGUUUCGCCAACCAUCAAACAAGAGCCCAACAGCGACAACACUACCCCAUCGAUGCAUGCCAGGAAAUCUCCCAUCCCUCCCAAGAAAGAAGAGGACAAGAAGCCUCAUAUCAAAAAGCCUCUGAAUGCUUUCAUGUUGUAUAUGAAGGAGAUGAGAGCCAAAGUAGUGGCAGAGUGCACUCUGAAGGAAAGUGCUGCCAUAAACCAGAUCCUUGGAAGACGGUGGCAUUCCCUGUCAAGAGAGGAACAGGCCAAAUACUAUGAGCUGGCUAGAAAAGAGAGGCAACUCCAUUCCCAGCUCUACCCUGGAUGGUCAGCGCGAGAUAACUAUGGAAAACGGAAAAAGAGGAAGAGGGACAAUAAACCUGACUCAAAACCAGAAGACUUCUCAAUAAGAAGCAAGAAACAGUGCGUUCAGUACCUGCCCUCAGAGAAGAUGUGUGACAGCCCAGCGUCAUCCCACGGAAGCAUGCUGGAUUCACCAGCCACCCCAUCCGCAGCGCUGGCCUCACCAGCUGCUCCUGCGGCUACUCACUCCGAGCAGGCCCAGCCGCUGUCGCUCACCACCAAACCUGAGGGGCGCAUGCACCACCACUUCUCUGUCCUUGGAAAAGGUUCAGGAGGAACUUCUUCCUCAUCAUCAUCUGCCUCCCAGCCGACAAUUUCUGUCCCUCUGUCUUCUAUUGGUACUUCAGGUAGCCAGUCGGCUGCACCCAUCCUGACCCGGCCGAUUCCUUUUACAUCCCUGCACCCUUCCAUGCUCUCACCCCCUUCACCUUUCCAUCAGGCAGCUCUUCACUCCCACCAUGCCCUGUUCCAGUCACAGCCUUUGUCCUUGGUUACCAAACCAACUGAAUGAAUCAGCAAAAACAUUUUUUUUCUACCAUUUAUUAUGCUGUAUAUUGCUUUUCUUUAAGAUAGGUAGUAGAGCAACCUUUUUUUCUAAGUAAAGAAGAGGAAAAAAUAUUAUUAGUCAAUAUUUGACUGUCUCCUUUUCUACAUCUCUCAAUGAAACAAAUUGUAUUUUUUGUAAAGUUUAUUGCAGAACCAGUUUUGUUUUGACACAUUUAUUCAACGAACCUCGUGUAUAAAAGAACCAAUGUAAAUAGUUUCGUUAUAAAAACAAAAAUUGAACAAAAACACAUAUUCUUUGUAGCCAAAAUCUGAUUAAUGUUAGUAUUGUUUUUUUGUCGUUGAGCUGGCCAAUAAUUUUGCAGCCGUUUUCAAUUCACGAGUGUGUGAUCUGCCUUUGACAUGUUAAAUAAACAUUUGAAAUGGUUUCUUACAGCAAAUGUUUCCUGUUUCUCAUGUUAAUUUAAUCCAUGUGAUUUGAUAACAUUGAUUUUUAUAGUGUAAUUUUGUAUCAUUAGGAUUAAUAUUCUCGUGAUCACAACAAAAGCUUUAUUGAAGAGUGCUGUUAUAUGAAAGUCACACUUGAAUAAUAGCCUAGAACAUCAGUGUGUUUAGCUCUAAACUGGAAACUGCUGCAUAACAAUCUUGCUGAUGCUGCCAUACAGUUUAAUGUUUAAUAAACCCCAAUUAGACAAACCACAUUGGAUAAUUAAAACCUGAACCAGGUUGAUAAAAAAAGAAAUCAGGCUUGAAGUAAACACAAAUAAAAUAAUAAUGAACAUCUGCUCCUUUUCAUCAUAUAGUGUCCCAUAUCAAUGACAAAAAAGGAGGUCAGCACUGUCCCAGCACAGUGAAACCUGCACAAGAUCCCUGUUCCUCUUGCAAUCUUACUGCAUCUUUAUUCACCAUUUGGCAAGCAUUUUAUGCUUUAAUUAAUUCAGAGGUAAUGGGCUGUAGCCCUUGGGACCUCAUUAGGCAUUUCAAUUAGGGAGAAACACACAAGGUAGGUUACAGUUUUUGGUGCCUUUGGAAAUGAGGAGCAAUGUCAGAUAUGGGCCAAUUAUGCCAGAGUAGGGGGACUGACCUGGACAAACACUGACGUCACCAACAUCUUCAGCUGGAUCUUUCUGUAACUAUGAAUAAUUGUGUAAAUAAGGACUGGAAAAUUGGCCCAUAAAAUACAUAUUUUCAAUGUAGGCAAGAACAAGGAAUUUUCAUGAUUGCAACAAUAAAUAAUAUAUGAAAAGUAGUGCUGUAUAUAU
Messenger RNA from Corythoichthys intestinalis (scribbled pipefish), 3634 nucleotides. RefSeq names its product transcription factor 7 like 1b (gene tcf7l1b). The transcript has 12 exons. The record is from RefSeq and is a predicted model, not a curated record. Lineage: Eukaryota; Metazoa; Chordata; Actinopteri; Syngnathiformes; Syngnathidae. Gene Ontology annotation, cellular component: chromatin; beta-catenin-TCF complex. Gene Ontology annotation, biological process: generation of neurons; regulation of transcription by RNA polymerase II; canonical Wnt signaling pathway. Gene Ontology annotation, molecular function: RNA polymerase II cis-regulatory region sequence-specific DNA binding; DNA-binding transcription factor activity, RNA polymerase II-specific. Bases 643 to 2379 code for a protein of 578 amino acids.